AGCAGCAAGUGAAUUGCAGCCAGUCCUGGAGCAGGGACUUUACAAAGCCAGCCCACGGGCAGAUGUGAGCCAUUGAAUUGCAGGUCGGAGCAGGAGCAGCAGCUUGGAGCAGCAAGCACGUUGAUUAAUUGCAGCAAGUGAACUUCAGGACUUCCUUACGAGGCCAGAAUCGUUGGAAGAAGAUGAGUGUCGCUGUGGUUGACUUUGGCUCAUUUGCCUUGGGUGAAGCUGUACCUUCAGCCCAUGAAAUGAAACGAUUAUCCACGGAGAUCGGACGGGCAUUCAGUGAACUUGGAUUUGUGUACCUCAAAAACACCGGCAUCAAAGAUGAGCAAGUGUUUAGAGCGAUGGACAUCUGCAGGAAGUUCUUUCUACUUCCCAAGGACAUUAAACAGCAAUAUGCUCGUUCCGUGGUCUCAGAUGUUCCAUACCAUGGCUGGUUUGAUCUUCAGACUGAGAGUUUAGAUCCAACACAGGCUUGUGAUCUGAAAGAAGUCUUUAAUUACUCAACAUUUUCUUCAAGUGACGUACGCCCUGUGAAAGAGCUACCUGAGUUUACAAGCUGUAUUGAGUCAUUCUUCAGAACAUUUCAGGAGUUAUCCAUGCAUGUUAUGAAGGUCAUUGAACUGAGUCUGGGGAUUGAGACUGAUUUCUUUGUCAGCAAGCACCAAAGGAUGGGCAGUCUUUUAAAUCCGUCAGCCCUCAGAGCUGCGUUCUACCCACCAGUAGAAAAAUCCUCUUUGAUGGAAAACCAAACUCGAUGUGGGGAACAUUCUGACUACGGGACGUUCACUUUACUCUUUCAGGACAAGAAUGGAGGACUGGAGGUAAUGUCCAGGUCUGGUCAAUACAUCGACGCUCCCUACAUUCCAAAUGCGGUUCUUCUCAACGGAGGCAAUCUUCUGCAGAGGUGGACAUCUGACAGAUGGAUUGCCGCAAAACACCGAGUGCGAAUCCCACAGACGGAAGAUGCUUUGAACAGGAGCCGACAGUCACUGAGCUUCUUUGCCCACCCUGAUCAUGACGCCACUAUUGCCUGUUGUGAUGGUUUAGACAAAUACCCCCCUACCACCUCCAUCCAGUACCUCAUGGAUAAACACCAGGAUAUAUUUUAUAAGGAAUCCUAUCCUUCCACGGCCUGAUCAGGGCAGCAACAAGUGGAUGCCCAGAAGGUUUUCCAAAUUGCAGUAAAGUUAAAUAAAACAAUGACAUAGCA
Molecule: messenger RNA, 1216 nt
Organism: Leucoraja erinaceus (little skate)
Lineage: Eukaryota; Metazoa; Chordata; Chondrichthyes; Rajiformes; Rajidae
Exons: 8
Coding region: 183-1142 (319 amino acids)
Molecular function (GO): dioxygenase activity
Source: RefSeq, a predicted model, not a curated record